Messenger RNA from Oncorhynchus tshawytscha (Chinook salmon), 2557 nucleotides. It is a transcript of the gene hoxc9a, whose product is annotated as homeobox C9a. NCBI's taxonomy places the organism in Eukaryota, Metazoa, Chordata, Actinopteri, Salmoniformes, Salmonidae. Gene Ontology annotation, cellular component: nucleus. Gene Ontology annotation, biological process: proximal/distal pattern formation; DNA-templated transcription; embryonic skeletal system morphogenesis. The record is from RefSeq and is a predicted model, not a curated record. The transcript has 2 exons. Bases 168 to 986 code for a protein of 272 amino acids. Gene Ontology annotation, molecular function: RNA polymerase II cis-regulatory region sequence-specific DNA binding; DNA-binding transcription factor activity, RNA polymerase II-specific.
GAUAACCCGCGCAUUGAUCCACUGUGCAAUUUUUGAGGGGCAAAAUAUAAUCACGUGUUGCUAAGGCAGCCAAUUGCAGCUGGGGAAGCUUUGAGAAAUAAUUACCUGCGUUGAUUGUUCUAUGGGUAGAUCAAAAAAAAAGUACACACACUCCAUAUAAUAAUCGGAUGCAUGUAAAAGAGAACGGAACCAUCGACAUGUCGACCACGGGUCCCAUAAGUAAUUAUUAUGUGGAUUCCUUGAUACACCAUGAAAGCGAGGAUGUUCUUGCGGCUCGAUUCUCGGCUCCUGGUUCGCACUCCACCGGCCCUCGUCCAACGUCCCUUAUACCGGAGUGUGGUGACUAUCCGUCCUGCAGCUUUUCCCCGAAACCUCCCGUGUUUACUACCUCUUGGGCCCCUGUUCACUCCCAGUCCUCAGUGGUUUACCACCCAUACAGCCACCAACCUCAUUUAGGAACGGACUCAAGGUAUGUGCGGUCAUGGCUAGAGCCGAUCUCGGGGACCAUGUCCUUCCCUGGCUACCCAGCCAACGGCAGACACUAUGGGCUGAAGCCCGACGCCUUCCAGGAGCAUCGAGCCGGUGACUGCCUCGCCUCCAACGGACGCAACUACACGGAUUAUCUCUACUGCACCUCCGCUGACAUUCGAGAAAAGAACCAAACGAACAUCCCUUCUCCCGAGACCGAGCUUUUGGCUUCCGGAAAGCAUAAAGACGAGAAGCCAGAAUUAGACCCAAAUAACCCAGUGGCAAAUUGGAUUCACGCGCGUUCUACAAGGAAGAAGAGGUGCCCUUAUUCAAAAUACCAGACUCUCGAACUUGAAAAGGAGUUUUUGUUCAAUAUGUACCUUACCAGAGACCGUCGAUACGAGGUGGCAAGAGUCCUCAACCUCACUGAGAGGCAGGUCAAAAUAUGGUUCCAGAACCGGCGGAUGAAGAUGAAGAAAAUGAACAAGGAAAAAACCGACGCCAACAAAGAACAAUAAUAAAGGAAUUGUUACAAAAACGUCAUCAGACAAAAACAAGCAUCAGACAACAGUAAAAUAACCACUAUUGCCAUGGACAACAACAAAGAUAAACCAAAAUACAUCAUGCUCACUUCUUAAUGUUGGAUUUUGGGUUGGAUUUAGUUUUUGCAUUAACCCCACCUUCCAUGUUUGUUGCGAAAUAUUUUUUUGUUUUAUACGCUCUCCUUUCUUUGUCCAGUUUUAAACGAACCCCUUUCCAAGAAAAGAAAACAUUCUGCACUUACUUUGAAGAUACAUGUAUGUGUUUCUUUGUUAUAAGGGACAUUUGAAUUCAUGAUAUUUUGGACAAAUUAAAAACUGCCCCGAAGUAGGCCUAUAAGAAAGAGAAUACUUGAAUUGUUUUAAUUUCUUCACUCCAUAAUUUAUGAUGUCCCUGUGAAUGUUUCUUCCAUGUUUGUUCAUUUUCUAUGCUAUGGGUGUAGUAGCACAUUUUAUACAGAAAGAGAACAUCUGCCGUCAUUAACAAAAUGUCUGUCUUGCGUCUAUGUGGUAACGUAACCGUUUGGUGUACCUAUUUGUGCAUUUCAUAUUCAGUCGAUUGUAUAGGCACGUUUCAUUCAUUAUAUACGUGUAGAUAUAGGCCUACUCAAAUAUAAACAUUACCACGAGGCUCUUGUAUUUUCUGUGUUUCUUUUCAGACAUGUCUCAAAGUAAAACAAACGUAAAUAUGGCAUGCAAUCUUACGACCAAUUUAGAUCCAUAUGUAGAACUACAUUUUGGAACUUAAAGCGCACGUUUGUGGCGCGUAAAAUAGCCAAUGUAUCGAUAAUGAUGUCAACACAAAGGCAACACGAACCGCAUUUGUGUUAAUCAGGAGAGAAAGACCUGUAAGAAAUGAAAUAUCCCAAUUUCCCUGCACGUUGUGUGGAAUAUUGGAAGCAGAUGGAACGUUUCCUAAUCCUCUUUCUAGUAUUUGCAAGCAAAUCAGAAUCUUUAGACUACCACUCUUUAGAGUGUGCCCAUAAGUGGGUUAUUUUUUCUCUCUCGAAUAGAUUGAUGUAAGUUCGCCGACACAUCAAGGUUGUUACUAAAUAUGAUUUCACAAAACGUUUAUUUUAUCUUGUGCUGUUUUGAUACAAAUUAUAUUUGAAUGCAUGAAUUUAAGGUUACCACUUGGUAUGCAGAGGCCACCACAUCUGUCCACAAACUACCACAGCUAGUUCGCAUUGCACUGCGUAAACAUCAAAGACAUAGCCUAUAAAUCAAAAUGUAGCAGUACAAUGUGUUAUAGAACAAAUAGGAAACGGUCAUUACUCAUAUUUUGGAAAGGAAAUAGACAUUUAUUUCGUGACAAAAACCGCAGAAGACAACUUCAUAUAAACAUUUGGCCAAUGAGCCUGUGUCGUCCCAGGCCUAGCCAUAUGUGUCACGUGUAAUAAUUUAUUUUCCAAAGCAAAAAUACUAGCAGCUGCUUAUGAAGAUAUUAUUAUAUUUUUAACCUUUAACCAUUGUGUUGAGGCUCCUUUGCGUGUGCGUGAAGCUAAGGAAAAAGUAGUUAGGCUCGCAGGAAUUCUGAACAAAUCUUGUAG